AUGGCCAAACUCGUCCACAACGUGCAGAAAAAGCAACACAAGGAGCGCUCGCAGACCUCCGACAGGGCACGCUUCGGGCUCCUAGAAAAGAAGAAGGAUUAUAAGCUCAGAGCCAAUGACCAUCACAGGAAGCAGGCAGCCUUGAAGGUGUUGAAGCAAAAAGCAGCGCAGUACAACCCGGACGAAUACUACCAUGCGAUGACCAAAAAACGCACGGACCAGCACGGGGUCCUUGUGCGUGACCGGGGCAACGAGAACUUGUCCACUGGGCAGAUGAAGCUCUUGAAGUCGCAGGACGUCAAUUACGUGCGGACCAUGCGACUCAACGAAUCGCAAAAGGCCGACAAGCUCCGCAAGUCGUUGGACUUCCAGGCCCAGGGCAAGCACACGGUGUUCGUGGACACGGAGCACGACGCGGAGCUGUUUGACGCGGCCCGCUUUUUCAACACGGACGAGUCCAUGCUAGAAAGACGGGAAAACAGAAUGAGGGUGGACCAGCUUGAAACCAACGAGAAGGUGCUCAGGCAAGACUUGGAUGCGGACGAGCGCGCCGACUUGGAGAAGGAGAAGUUGAGGCGCUUCAAGUUAUUGAAGGAGAGAAUGACCCGCGAGAAGCAGUUGAGGGAGGUGGAGCAGAAGUUGGAGAUCACGCGGGAGUUGAUGAAAAACGGCAACCGCAAGAAGCUCGUGGACGACGACGGCAACGUGGUGUUCAAGUGGAAGAACGAGCGGAAGAAGUAG
Molecule: messenger RNA, 741 nt
Organism: Metschnikowia bicuspidata var. bicuspidata NRRL YB-4993
Lineage: Eukaryota; Fungi; Ascomycota; Pichiomycetes; Serinales; Metschnikowiaceae
Product: rRNA-processing protein
Exons: 1
Coding region: 1-741 (246 amino acids)
Biological process (GO): rRNA processing
Cellular component (GO): nucleolus; small-subunit processome
Source: RefSeq, a predicted model, not a curated record